GGUUACAGAAUGCAUUUAAGGAGAUAUACUAUAGUCUGUUCAGGGGAUCAAACACCACUAUACAUAGGAGGCAUUGUAGAGUAUACUUUGGGGUAGACUUUCUGCAGUGUGUUUUGUGUACAAUAUGGGGUAUAUGAUACAUUAUGUUUAUGGGUUAUAUGCUAUGUUUUAGAGAGAUGCUGUAGUAUGCUUUGAAGGAGGCAUGCUACUUUAUAUUUUGGAGAAAGUUGCUAUAUUACACUUUGUGGAGACAAGCUACAGAAUAGUUUUUUUUUAUGUCAUUUACAAAGAAUGUUACAGAAUGUUUUGAAUGAGUAUACAUGCCUGUAUACUACACUGUGUUUUGUAUGCUCAAAAAUAAUUAUAAUACAGCAGGGGUGUCAAACCUCUUCUCUCAAGGGGCCACCAUUUUUUCUAUUUUUGUUAUCACUCAGAGGACCUGUAAGAAAUUGUAAUAAAAAUAAACAUGUUAAUGUGAGAUCACAGCAUACAAAUGAGCAAAGCUGUCUCAUGUGGCAAUAUUUCUUGGUGAGAUUGUGCCUUGAUGUACUCGUGUUAUUGAAAAAGAUAAAGAAAACAUAUAUGCAAAUUCCCAAUCUCCUGUAGUCAUCAAUACACACACAUUUGAUGUCUGAACAGGAAUAUUUAUUUUAUAUGAUCAAAAUACUAAAACAAAAAUCCUUCCUAUAUGAAAUCUAUAUGGCAUUCAGAUUAUAGACAGGAAGGGCAAGAACCUGUUUUGCAGGGCCACUUUGUAGGUUGGAGAUUUUACUAAAAAAUCAUUUUGCUAUGUUUAACUGGCAUUACUUAUGUGUGCUGAGCACUAGGACCCACAUCUACUGCAGACACUGCUUCCUGUAUCACACAGUAGGAGGAGACCCAUUGCUUCAUUGUCAUACGUCUUUAUUUUCAUUUAAACACAUCUCAUUUCUUGUAACUGGGAUUUCAUUGGAUAACUCCAGUGGAUGGUUAAUUCCUGCUACUUUGAGGCGGUACCUACUUGUUAUUCCACAGACCUGUGACUUGCUGUAGGUGAGGUGACAGCUGUGAGCAGGGGCAGAGAGGUGACAGCUGGCAGCCUCAUUUAUAGUCAUUAAGAAGACAACAUAGUACCCCUCUCUGCUCCGAGCUUUCUGAAAUGCUCAAACCAUGAAUUACGUGGGACAAUUAGCUGGCCAAGUAUUUGUUACUGUAAAAGAGCUAUACAGAGGACUGAACCCUGCAACCCUCUCUGGAUGCAUUGACAUCAUUGUUAUACGACAACCCAAUGGCAACCUGCAGUGCUCCCCUUUCCAUGUCCGCUUUGGGAAAAUGGGAGUGCUUCGCUCUAAGGAAAAAGUGGUGGAUAUUGAAAUUAAUGGAGAAUCUGUGGAUUUGCACAUGAAACUGGGGGAUAACGGAGAAGCAUUUUUUGUUGAAGAAACAGAAGAUAAUGAGGAACCAAUACCAUCCCAUCUAGCCACAUCUCCUAUCUUACUGGAGGGAGCUGCCCUGAUGGAAUCCCAGUUGAAAAGGAAUUCUAUGGAAUGGUCCAGGAGCAUUGACACUAUUGGGUACUCACAGCCCCUUGCUCAAACUGCGUCAGAAAACAGUACAAGCGGAGUCUCUGUGAAGAAAAGAAGGAAACGGCGGAGGAAAUCAAAGAUAGAUAAUCUGAAGAGGGAUGAAAAUGGGGAUACCACUGAAGAUGAUGAUAUGUUUCAGAUAGAAAUGAGCUCAGACGAGGAAACAGAAUCUCUAGAAACUGCCAGGUCCUCCCUGCAGAACAGCUACAGUGAAAGAGUGUGUGACAUGAACCUAUCACAGGUCAAUUCAUUCUCCAAGCCUAACACCUAUCCUCAUUCGGAUGGGGAGUGGACCCCACUGCAGAGUCAAUCAGUAGAACGCAAAGGGUCAACUCAUCUUUCUGAAGCAGAUGAUGGAGGUCUUUCUAGCUCAUGCCCUCAACUACCCUCACACCUCCGCUGUUCCCACAGCCCUUCAGGAUCCCGUCCUCCAACACCUAAAAGUGACUCUGAGCUGGUUAGCAAACCUUCAGAGCGAGGGAUACAAGCAACUGAACCCCAGAUGCACUGGGCCUGGGGAGAGCUACCUCAAGCCACAAAGUCUUCUCUACAUAAAAGUAAGGAGUCCAGCACUGUAAAUAUAAAUCCGUCGGAGAGCACACAUUUCAGGAUCAUCUCAGCAGAUGAAGGUAAAGCCUUGUCUACAGAACCUGUUGUAGAUCAGUCCAUCUUGGUGCAUAUAGAGGACUCUGAAUUUGUGCAAAUGAAGCCAAGUGAGCCAGAUAUUGAAUCACUAGGAGCAGCUGCACCUCUUCUUUUUAAUGAUGAAGAUAUCAGUCUAAACAUCACUCCUGUAAGCCAACCGGUCAGCAAAACGGAUUCACCGUCCAAAAAGAAAGAUAAACGAAGCAGACACCUGGGAGCUGAUGGUGUUUAUUUGGAUGACAUCACUUGUAUGGAUCCUGAAGUUGCAGCAUUAUAUUUUCCCAAAAGUGGAGAAAACAAUAUGACAAUCAGGAGCACCAAUGAAAAUGGAGCACGGUCUGCUAACCAAUCUCCACAGUCCGUGGGAAGCUCUGGCAUGGACAGUGGGGUUGAGAGCCUCUGUGAUGGAAUUAGAGAUUUGCCAUCCAUUGCGAUAUCGCUUUGUGGAGGACUUAUUGACAACAAAGAGAUUACAAAAGAACAGUUUGCUGAACAGGUGGUAACGUACCAACAGUUUGUGGAAAACCCUGCAAUCAUUGAUGAUCCAAAUUUUGUUGUAAAAAUUGGAAACAAAUACUACAACUGGCCAACAGCGGCACCUGUCAUCCUGGCCAUGCAAGCCUUCCAGAAGCCAUUGCCUAAGGUUACUGUGGAUUCUCUUAUGAGAGACAAGAUGCCCAAAAAGGGAGGGAGAUGGUGGUUUUCGUGGCGAGGAAGAAAUACAAAUAGCAAAGUGGAAGCCAAACCAGAUAUGGUAUUGAAUGGAAAAGGACAAUACAUCAGUGAACAGCCUGCAGGGACAAGCAUUGAAAAAAGGAUAAAGGAUGAGUCGUCUUCCAGUGAUGAGGACCCUAGGGCAGCCAAACAGAACUUAGGUUCCCUGCAGUCAAAUCAAAUCCCCCUCUCAUCAUCUGGAGUUACGUACAAAAAGACUUUGAGACUGACCUCUGACCAGCUCAAAAGUCUAAAAUUGAAAAAUGGACCCAAUGAUGUUGUGUUUAGUGUCACAACUCAAUACCAGGGCACCUGCCGAUGUGAAGGAACGAUCUACCUGUGGAACUGGGAUGAUAAGAUCAUUAUUUCUGAUAUUGAUGGAACCAUUACAAGAUCUGAUACCUUGGGUCAUAUUUUGCCAACGUUGGGAAAAGACUGGACUCACCAAGGAAUUGCAAAACUCUAUCACAAAGUUAGCCAGAAUGGGUAUAAAAUUCUGUACUGCUCUGCACGAGCUAUUGGCAUGGCAGACAUGACCAGAGGAUAUCUUCAUUGGGUUAAUGAACGUGGGACGGUUCUACCUCAAGGACCUGUUCUCCUCAGCCCUAGCAGUUUGUUCUCAGCAUUGCACAGGGAAGUUAUUGAAAAGAAGCCUGAAAAAUUCAAGAUUGAGUGCCUGACUGACAUAAAAAAUUUGUUCUACCCCAAUAUGGAGCCCUUCUAUGCAGCCUUUGGAAACAGACCUACUGAUGUUUAUUCAUAUAAGCAAGUCGGAGUUUCCUUAAACAGAAUAUUUACUGUCAACCCCAAAGGAGAGCUUAUUCAGGAACACGCAAAGACUAACAUCUCCUCCUAUGUAAGACUCUGCGAGGUGGUGGAUCACGUGUUCCCAUUGCUGAAGAGAAGCCAUUCUUCUGAUUUCCCCUGCUCUGAUACAUAUAGUCAGUUCACAUACUGGAGGGAGCCUUUGCCACCUUUUGAAAAUAAUGACAUUCAUCCUGCAGCAUCGUGAAAAAAAAUAUGUGAAUUUACCUUUAACAUUUCAAACACCAUCAACUAUUAAGCUUUACACUUGAAGAAUUGUUAAAAGUACUCACAGAAUUUGCAACACUGUGAGGGUUAUAAGGAAACGUGUUGGUAAUGAGUGACAUUGAGAAGUUGUGCUUUCUGCCUAACCAUUUGUUGCCAUUAACUACACAACUUACUAUGAAUUCUUUUUUUAUAUUUUAGGCAUGAAAGGGUAAAAAUUCUGACUUUAAAUUUUUUUUAAAGCCUAAAAGGUCAUGGUUCAUUAUGAAAUUGAUUCAAAUGUAUUUCUCUGGGGUGUGUUCCAAUGUGUUAGAAUCACUUUUCACACAUGUUUACCAAAUGCAAUUAGUUUUUUUUUUUCUUUCAAUUCAUAGGGGUCAAUUUAUCAAGCUCCGUACUGAGCUUGAUGCCCUGUGUUUCCGGCGAGCCUGACCACUGCUCCAUAAUUUGUCCGCCUGCUUUGAGGCGGCGGACAGAAAUCAACCCGAUCGAAUUUUGGCCGUGAAUCUGCAGGGGGCGGUGUUGCACCAGCAGUUCACAAGAACUGCUGGUGCAAUGAUAAAUGCAGCAUUAAUCGAUGUGCGGCGGACAUGAUACACUACAUCGUAUCAUGUCCGUCCGCACUACAAUAAAUAUACCCCUUAGACAUCACAGUCAGAAAAAAUAGCUUUUCUAAUGUUUUUCAAAUAAUUUGUUCUUUAACAAAUUCCAUCAACAAUGGUAUUCCAAUCCAUCACAAUAUAUAUAUAUAUAUAUAUAUAUAUAUACAUACAUAUAUAUAUACUGUGUGUGUGUGUGUGUGUAUAUAUAUAUUAUUUUUAUUUUUCUCACCAUUUUUUUUAAAAUCAUUUUUCUGAAAAAUCAUUUUGCAUAUCAUGUUUUAGCUAUUUGGAAUGUUACAUUUUAACAAAUGUAUCAUUUCCUAAUUUCAUUAAAACGUUAAAAUGGCGAAGCAAUCAUAUAUUUUUUUAAAAUAUAAAACAUUUACAUAUGGUUAUCUGGAGUGCAAAUUUGAAAGUUAUAAAAUGUUAAAUUUUUCUGACACAAAUUGCACAUGUGAAUUAAACUUGUCAGGAGACGCUAAUAAACUACCAUCAAACAUGUUCAUUAGCAAGAAGGAAUCCUGCUUUGGAUGACACUCUCCUUACCAAUUGGCUGCUUAUGAGUUGCUUUUGUAUUUGUCUGUGGGAGAGACUGUUACCCAUACAUUUUUGUUUUUACCCGAUCUAAGGGCAGAAAAAAAAGUGCCAUAAUUACUGCUGAUGCAUCUCAAGUAGACUUGUAAAUUUAAAUACAAGUAAUUCAAACAGAUUUGGAAUACUGUUGGCAAGAAUGGUGAUUUCCUAACAGUUUGGUAUCUAGGCCUCUGUUCUGUUAGCACAAUGCAUUAUGGGUAUGCAUACUAUUUAUUUUGUCAGAGUUGUUUAAUUAUGCAUAUAGUAUUGAAAAAAUUAUUUUUUCAAAAAAAGCAACUGACAACUUUUAUACUGUUCUGUUCUAUUUCUCAAGGAGUAGAUUCUGAUGCUUAGAUGAGAUUUGAUUAAGCAGAGUAUUUACUGUGGUUCUUAAUAGUCGCACGUGCACCCCUAGAUCUACUUAAAAUUAAAAAAACUGAAUACUGAGCAAAAUCUCUCCUAAAUUCCUGUGAUCCUGUAGAACUUAUACAGUAAAUUUGUAAAGAAGAGCUUCAAAUCCUCGUGAAUUAUCUCCAUCAUAUAAUAUACAAUUUGGAGAGAUUUUUCACUCUGUGGAGUAUUUGAAAUUCUUCGUAAAUUUAGGGGACUACAUUAUUCAUUGCUUGAAGACUUAGUCUUAACUAUAUUUUAUUGCAGUAAGAUUGCACUUGUUCAUUUAUCUAGACAAUGGUUUCUAUGGAGGAAUAAAAUCAAUUAUUGCAACUCCAACUACAGUUAGCUGUAGAAUAAAACUGCUGUUCUUACAUAAAAAUAAAUAUUUUUACUCUUAAGAUCUGUCAAAAGAAAUCUACCUCCUAAUUAUAUGUGAAAUGCAUGAUGUGUAGAGCAGGAAGAUAACAGAAUAAGCAUUUUGAGAUUAUAUAUUAAAAGGUGAUUUUACUUUCUAAACUACCAGCCCUCUCUGGAAACAAAGGGUUUAAAGGGGCAGUAUGGCAAAAUCAACUUUUAUGAUUCAGAUAGAGCAUACAAGUGUAAACAUCUUUCCAAUUUACUUUUAUCAUCUAAUUUACUUCAAUCACUUUUAAAACUCGAUAGGCACAAAAGAAGCAAUGCACUACUGGGAACUAGCUGAACACACUGGGUGAGCCAUUCACAAGAGGCAUAUAUGUGCAGCCACCAAUCACCAGCUAGCUCCCAGGAGCGCUUUGAGGCUUUUGAUGCUAACUAGGUCUACUCUUCAACAAAGGAUACUAAUAGAACAAAGCAAAUUUACUAGUAUAAGUUAAUUGAAAGGUUGCUUAAAAUUGUAUACUCUGAGUUAUGAGAAAAUUUGGGGGUUCAUGACCUUUUAAAUUCAGAGACUGUGACCCUAUUUGUUCAUAGUGAAUUGUUUAGCUACUAUAAAGAUAAACAUGUUUUUUACCAUUUGUUCCUAAAGAGGGCAGCAGAUCACAGGCAAAAAAUGGUUUGAUAAUCUUGGCCUUAGCUUUUUCUUGAUUUCAAGUUUAUUUCCAUCUUUUGUGUCAAAAAGACCCUAAAUCUGUUUGCUUUUCAGCUCCGUUUCUGAAAAUGAUUUUUCAUAUUUAAACAAUAUGUCCAGAAAUCUAAGCUGACUUGCCUUAUUCCAAAUGAAAAAAAUGGAAUGUUGUACAGAAUAAAUAUCUAUAUUCUUUCUAUGAAAGAAAAUCAGUAGACAGCUUACGUAGUAAUGCUGGUUUCUGUUAAAAAUAUUUGCAUUGACACCUACAUAAAUGCUUUUUUUAAUGUUAUGCAGUAAGGGUUAUGUAUUGAGGUGCAAAUAGUAUUUUAUUUUCACUCAAAGUAUGAUUACUGGGAUUAAUGAUUACAUUAUAUUAUUACUUGUGGUGUGUGCUUGUAUACUGCUGUAUUGUAUAUUGUUACAAACAAUUAAAAAAGAGGUAUCAAAUGCAACUUAAAGAAUAAGAGAUGUUUUCACAAAAGUAUAGCCAAAAUGUAAAAAAAAAAGUAUUUUCCAUAGUAUUUAGAUUUUAUAUGUAUGUAGAUCUAUUUUAUUAGUUCCCUUAAUAUAUCAACAUUGUACAAAAAUAUUAAAGUAUUUGUCACAGA
This is a messenger RNA of Bombina bombina (fire-bellied toad), 7177 nucleotides long. RefSeq names its product lipin 1 (gene LPIN1). Lineage: Eukaryota; Metazoa; Chordata; Amphibia; Anura; Bombinatoridae. The transcript has 21 exons. Gene Ontology annotation, molecular function: phosphatidate phosphatase activity; transcription coactivator activity. The record is from RefSeq and is a predicted model, not a curated record. Gene Ontology annotation, biological process: positive regulation of transcription by RNA polymerase II; cellular response to insulin stimulus; triglyceride biosynthetic process. Gene Ontology annotation, cellular component: mitochondrial outer membrane; nucleus. Bases 1150 to 3936 code for a protein of 928 amino acids.